ACGCAACAGUCAUAGUUUCCCACAGGCGCCACGCGAGCAAGGAAGCACAUAACGUCACCAGGACACAGCGUCGCAAGCCCAAGCCUGCAGGUGCCCGCCAACCUGCUCCCCUUACUCGUAAGAAGACAAGUACAUCUCUCUUCGGCCAGGAGGGAGCGAGAGGGUAUUCCGCCGCGUAAGGAGGAUGGCCUCGAAGGGGACCAAAACCAAGGCUCAGAAGAGACGGGAGGCGUGGGACAAGCGAUUGCAGGCCAACAAUGGAACCUUGGCAGGAGGCAGCAUGAAGGCGUCCCCGUGUUCGCGACUGUUUUUUGCUUGGAUCACCCCGCUGGUGAACCUGGCCUACGCUCGCCCGUUGGAGCCGGAGCACCUGUUCCCGCUGCCCGCGUCGUCCGAGACAGCGGGGCUGCUCGACCGUUUCCGGGAUGCCUGGGGGCAGCAGCUGGCGAAGCCCAAGGGGGAGAGGAGCCUGGCCAAGGCGAUGGCGAAGGUGUUCAAGGCCUCCCUGAUCGCGACGGCCUUCCUAGCAAUGGCGCAACAGAUGGUGCUGCUGGCGGUGCCUCUCAUCGUGCAGCAACUUCUGCAGUGGCUCAUAGACGAGGACAGCAGCGACACGUACAUCGGGGUCGUCUGGGCGAUCACUCUGUUUCUCGUGGGCUUCUGCGGGAACGGCCUCCUAACGAACCACUACUUCUUGCACCUGUACGUUAUGGGCAUGGACGCGAGGACUAUGCUCAACGCGGCCACCUACUCGAAGUCGCUGCGGCUCUCCAACAAGGCUCGGCAGAGCACGAGCACGGGCGAGCUGGUGACCCUCAUGUCCAACGACGCGCAGCGGCUCCCGGACAUGGCCCUCAGCAUUCACGCCAUCUGGAGCACCCCGCUCUUCAUCGUGGUGGCCGUGUUCCUCCUCGUCAACCUCGUCGGGGCGGCGGCGGUGGCCGGGAUCAUGCUCCUGGUGAUCAUGAUCCCGAUACAGGGGGUGCUUGCGGCCAAGCAGAUGGGGCUUCAGCGCGCCCAGAUGAAGCAAACGCAGUCGCGGGUAAAGGUCAUCAACGAAGUCUUGCAGGGAAUCCGCAUCGUCAAGUACUACGCGUGGGAAGUUCCCUUCGUAGAGAGGAUCGCUGCCCUGCGCGACACGGAAGUCGACAAGAUUAAGAGCUUCGCCUUCGUGAACGCGUACUCGAUGUCAAUCAUGCUCACCACCCCGUUCGUGAUGGUCAUGCUUACCCUCGUGGUGUUCUUCAACGUUGACGGCGACUUCAGCCCGGACGUGGUCUUCACCGCGGUUUCCCUCCUUCUCGUGAUCCGGUUCCCGCUCAUGAUGCUCCCCAUGGCCGUCGCCAGCUGGGUCCAGGGGAAAGUCUCCGUCGGGCGCAUGCAGGCGUUCUUCGAGCUGGAGGAGCUGCACCCCAGCGACCGGGAGUGGACGAACCGCCAAGGCCAGGGGAGCGGCGCGGUUUCCAUCACCGGCAAGUUUGUCUGGACCCCUUCGGAUGAGGACGACGACGAUGCCACCGGCGGCGGCGGCGGUGGUGGCGCGGGUGCGCAGGGCGGGGAGACGAAGGAGGAGGGCGAGCUCGCUGCGGCUGCCUCUAGCGGGAAGAACGGCACCAAGGGGGCUGCCGUGGCUGACGAGGGCGGCGAGGAGCGACCCGACGACCUGAAGAAGGAGAAUUCCGUGGCCGAGAAGUGGGAACUCAACGUCAAGGGCCUCCGGAUACCCUCCCACAAGCUCACCGCUGUCGUUGGGCAGGUGGGCAGCGGCAAGAGCAGCCUGGUGUCGGCGCUGCUGGGAGAGAUGACCAAGGUCGAAGGGCGCGUUUCCAUCGACGGCAGCGUGGCGUACGUGGCGCAGACGGCCUGGAUCAUCAACGCCACGCUCAAGGAGAACGUCCUGAUGGGCCGGCCUUUCGACGAGGCGCGGUACCAGAAGGUUCUCGACGUGUGCGACAUGAAACAGGAUCUGUCUCAACUGCCGGCGGGCGACGAGACCGAGAUCGGCGACAAGGGCAUCAACCUGUCGGGCGGCCAGAAGCAGAGGGUUUCGAUAGCGAGAGCGGCCUACGCCAACGCGGACGUGUACAUCCUGGACGACCCGCUGUCCGCCGUCGACGCCCACGUCGCAAGGCAUCUGUUCGACGAAUGCCUGGCGGGGUUCCUCAAGGGCAAGACCGUCGUCCUUUGCGCCAACCAGCUGCAGUUCCUGCCUCAGACUGACCUUGUGCUAGUGCUCGACGGAGGUCGCAUCGUUGAGGAGGGGUCGUACGGGGACCUGAUGGUGGCGGAAGGCGGAGGGCUGGCGAAGCUGAUGGAGAUGUUUGCCGAGGACGAGUCGGAUGACGAACUUGGCGGCGAUGGCAACCAGGAGACCAAGGCUGGCGACGCCUCUGAUUUGCUCGGAGACGGGACCGUCCGCUUCUCAUCGCGCCCCCCCCCGAGGGGCACCCCGGCCAGGGGUAGCCGCGCACCGCGCCCCCCAACAGCGGGGCCCCCUACAAGCGGCCGGCCGCGCUCCCUGGCGAGCACACCGAUAAGGGGGAGUCGCGGAGGCAGCCGCUCGUCUUCCGUCGUGGGCGUCGGCGAUAGCGAGAUUUCGAGGGCUAUGAGGGCAGAUAGCGCGGACCACCUGUCGCGCUCGGUCCACGACGCAUCUGCCACGAUGGUGGGAGGGGGUUUCGCGGGGGGAUCCUCGCCGGUACCGUCCUCCUCGGCGAGCCACCCCGACUGGCAGCUGAUGGAGGCGCUCCACACGGCGGGGUUCGAGGACGAGGACGACGAGGAAGACGAGAAUGCCGCCGCCUUCAUGGGCGUGAUGGCGAAUGCGUCCUACAGGCGCCGCCGGCGCAAGAGCAACAGCAACAGCGUUGGCUUGGCCGGCGACGGCGUCGCUGACGGCAUGCGGGCUUCCAAUGCGAGCGGGCAGUACAGCAGGCAGUAUUCUGACGGCGGCGCUGACAGCAUGCGGGCUUCUGACGCCAGCAGGCAGUACAGCAGGCAGCACUCUGACGGGGAGAGGGCCGCCAAGACUACCAGCGCCGUGGCUGAGGAAGCCUUCAACGCCGGCGGGGCGCUGCAGACGGUGGAGGGGAAGGAGGAGGGCGCGGUAGCCCUGAGGGUGUUCAAGAUCUACUUGAAGGACGGGUCCGGUGGCUGGUUCCUGCCAAUCGUGCUCGUGAUUGCCAGCGUCCUCACCCAGGGCGUGACGAACGUGUUCGACUGGUGGCUGUCCUACUGGUCCGACAAGUUCCUGGAGGACGGAGCGACUGAGUCGUGGUACCAGCAUGUGUACGCCGGGCUCUGCGUGUCGGUGGUGGCCCUGUACCUUAUCAGGGCGCUCCUGUUCGCGACGCAAGCCGUCAGGUCCUCCCGCCACCUCCACUCCGUCCUCGUGAAGGGUGUCAUGCGCGCGCCGGUGUCGUUCUUCGACACUACCCCUGUCGGGCGUGUGCUGAACCGGUUCACCAAGGACAUGGACUCGAUCGACCUGCUGCUGCCUCGCAACAUCCCGCAGUUCGUGGCCACCAUGUCCGUCCUGAUCGGGGUUAUGAUCACCAUCAUCAUCGUGCUGCCGUGGUUCGCCGUUGCCAUCUUGCCUGUCGGAUUCUGCUACUAUAAAGUCCAGAUGCUCUACCGACCGGUGAACCGCGACCUGCAACGCCUUGAGAGCGUUUCGCGAUCUCCCAUUUUCGCGCAGUUCUCCGAAACCCUUAACGGCGUCUCCACGGUUAGGGCGUACAACCAGGAGGGCGAGUUUAUCAACCGCAACAAUGCUCGCCUGAGCAACAGCUCCACGGCCUUCUUCCUCAUGCACGUGUCCAACCGGUGGUUGGGUAUCAGGCUGGAGGCCAUGGGCACCACCAUGAUCCUUGCAGCGGCUCUGCUGAUCGUGUUCAGCAAGGGCUCCGGGGGCAUCGCCAUCAAGGGAGGCGUCGCCGGCCUCGUCCUCACCUACACCCAGCAGGUGACCGGCUACCUGACGUGGACGGUGAGGAUGGGGUGCGAAAUGGAGGCUCGCAUCACCGCCGUGGAGCGCGUCCAGGAGUACGCCGACUUAACCCCUGAGGCACCCCCCAUCGUGGACGACUACCGCCCCCCUCAGGGGUGGCCCGAAUCCGGAGCGGUGAAGCUCUCGGGGAUCAAGAUGCGAUACCGCCCGGGGCUUGACCUCGUCCUCAAGGGUGUCUCCCUCGACAUCAAGGGAGGAGAGCGAAUAGGCAUCGCCGGCCGGACCGGUUCGGGCAAGUCUUCCCUGAUGGUGACCCUGUUCAGGAUGGUGGAGCCGUGCGGCGGCAGCCUGAUGAUCGACGGGGUGGACGGGCUGAGGAUAGGGCUACAGGACCUUCGGAAGGCCAUCUCCAUCAUCCCUCAGGACCCCGUGAUGUUCUGCGGGACAAUACGGGACAACCUCGACCCGUUCGGGCUCUGCGACGACGUGACCAUUUGGGCCGCCCUGGAGGCGGCUCGCCUGGCGCACUACGUGUCCGGCCUGGAGGGCAAGCUCGAGGCCGAGGUGAGCGAGGGGGGAGAAAACCUUUCCCUUGGGCAGAGGCAGCUGGUGUGCCUGGCCCGCGCGGUGCUCCGGCGAAAUAAGAUCCUGGUCAUGGACGAGGCCACCGCUAACGUCGACGUCGACACCGACUCGUUGAUCCAGGAGGCGAUUCGCCAGGAGUUUUCAGGGUGCACAGUUCUCACUAUUGCCCAUCGGCUCAACACGAUCAUGGACUCGGACAGGAUUCUCGUCAUGGAGGACGGCAAGGUGGGCGAGUUCGACACCCCGGCCAACCUGGUGGCCAACCCGAACUCUCGCCUCAUGGGCUUCAUCCGACAGACGGGCGGCGGGUCAUCCCGCCGCCUGGUCGCCAUCGCCAACAACGCCGCCGCCACCAUCACCGACGCCGACGCCGGCGACGAGACGGUCAGCGCAUCCCCACCGUCUUGUAAGGGCAACGACGGUCCGGCGCCAGAAGCAGCAGCAGCAGGCCCGGGGAAAGAUGGCGUUGAGGGCGAGCAGGAGACGAGGGGGCUGCCUGACGUCGUGGUGGCACCGGGGGCGGCGGCGCGUGCCCCAGGCACCCCAACAGGGCCGCCGCGUGCGUCGGGGCUACACCCUGCGCCGCCGCGCACGCCGCCCGCGCAGCCUGCGACGGCGGCGAGGACUACUAUCAGGACGGCUUCCCCUCGGCCGACAGAGUGAUGGAUGGAUCGAUCGAUUAAUUGCUGCUGCUGCUGUUGCUACAUCAGUUAAUGUCGCCAUUUUUUUUUUUUCCAACACGCACGCGUUUUUGUAUAGUAGCCGCCGUCGUGCUGUUGAGUCACGGGUCCCCCUGACAUUGUUUGUGUUUGGGUUUCUUACAAGGGCUACACGCAAGUGGAUUGAACGGCGGCAACGACGAGGGCGCGUGCCAGUUCAAGGAAGCAGUGGGGGCGGGCUGGGGGCGUCUUCACUUUACGCCCUUCCAACAUGAAGAGGGCAAACGAGUGCUUGUCGAUCAUGACGCUCUUGGAAUUGAAGCGACACACUUAUUAUGGCGGCGUUUCGUGCUCAAGCAGUUUCUUCAUCCGCCUUUUCUCUUGUGUGCGGUCCGGCCUGGGCAGCCAGACCGAAUUGACACGUGAAGCAUGUCCCCCUUGUCGGUCGGAGUUGUUGGCAGCAGGACCACGCGUGGUCUAAUUUAUUUUAUCUUGUGCUUCGGCGUGCAGGUAGGCACCGCAGGCACGCAGCAAGCAGCCGCGGCCACAUCGUUAGGGUCCUCCCAACUUACAUUGGGGGGUCCCCGCAAAAGAUGACGCCAAGCUCUCCGUCGUUUGUCAGCGGCACGAGAUUGCUGCUGCAUCUUCUUGUCCUGCUGAAUGUCUUGCCGGAAGAGGGGACAGCAGUCCGUGAGUUCUGCCAGCUCGCGAGUGAAACGUUUCUUGCUCCCGUCUUUUUUACCUCUUGAGGCCUUUUUUGGUCGAGCCCCCGAGAUAUUCUCGAGGUUUCUUGUGGGUGAUUGUUUUUUUCGGGCGUUUGGCUGGAUGCGUUGUACGUAUUGUAUCGUACUGGGUGAUGGCCACUGGAGCUCGUCAACUUUCCUUGAAUGUUACAGUACGGAAAGAGGAGGAUUUGUGACGAGAAGAACCCAGUUGUUAUGACAGCAGGUCUGUAAAAAAGUACCGGCACGUACGUACGCACCGCCACGCGCUUGCGUUGCUCGUUCCUGCCUUCAUUUUUGUCCCUUGCCGCAGCCUUCUUCGUGUCAAUGUUUGCUGCUCUCGAUUGUUUUUGCACCACGGUGCGGAAUCAACACUUAUGCAGUAACGCGCGCACGCUCGCGUGCCAACCGAAUCUCUUGUCUCGCUUAAUGUCUCUUGUGGAGGGAGGGGCGGGCAAAUAGGCUGAAAGCAAUUAGAAGUAUUUUCUUUGCGAGCAGGAAAUGCAGCAGCAGCAGCAGCAGCGUAACGGAAGGGGGGGGCUUCACCGGAGUUGGAGACGCAUUUUUGUUGGAUGCGUGUUUUAGUCAAGGCGCCAGUCGCGGUCUUGAUGGAAGUCGUGAAAUAUUAUUGUGCCACACGCGGCUUGCCGGUGCUGAUUGAGGGAGGGAGGGAGGUGGUGUAAUUUUUUCUCGGAUUCGUGGGAGAACCAGAAUAAAAAAUGUACAGGUGGAGGCCCUCUUGUUUUCUGUUGAUGCCCGGCGGCCGCAUGAAACAAUAACUAUACGACAGGGUCGGUGGUGAUUAUGGAUUAUACAAUCAGGCUGGGGUACGCCGCCAAAGGUUGGUGUGAUUGCGUUGGGGUGAGGGGGGCAGAAACGUUCUUCGUUGUUGUAAGGUGUGUAUGGCGUUCUUUUUUGCUGUUUCCGUGCAAGACAAAUUCUGUGCAGCAGUCCACCGUACCCCCCUUUCGUUACCGUUGGUGUUUUGGCGCACCAUCCGGGGUCGCACAAACGGGAGGAUAGGCAAACCCUGCUGUGAUUUUUUUUGUUGUUCAGUUUUUUGUUGCGCCUUUCCUCCUGAGGUGCCUGGCUUCCUUACACUCCUUUAUUUUUUUCAGUACUUAUUUUGAGAGAAGGAUUCAUCCAGCAAGUAGUUGUAGCUCCUCGCCAUACUUUGUCUGAAGUCACGACUGGCUGCUUCAUGUUGUGCGUUUUCCACGCGAAAUGGUUUCCACUGCUUUUCCCCAGAGAGAAUGGAACCCGCAACCAAGAGAGUCAGGGUCACGAAGGCUUGAACCUACCACACGGACGGGGCGGCCGGUGUUUUUGUGCGUGGACAGAUCAUUAGUAGUCGUCAUGUCUAGUAGAGCAGACGUGAGUCGCGCUCUAUGCAUAUGGUCAUUGUGUGACCACCACCAACCUCAUCAUGCAUGAGGAAAUUUGUGUUAACUCUCAUUAGGUUGGAACGGAGCUUACAGACAAAAACAGGCCACACAUUUGCUGCAUACGUGGUGGGCAUGCAUACGUGUUGGGGAAGUUGCAUCGAUGGGGGGUGCAACCACCCCCAGCGGUGAACGCACCCCGGCGUCCCAGGGGGGUGAUUCAGGGAUUGAAUCAUGCGAUGUAUGUUGCCCAAGAUUGCCCAUCUUUUGGGUUCUUUUCGUUGUGGUUUUCAUUUGGAAUGGAAGUAUUAUGUUUCUUGGCGCAUCGCGUGCACAUCCAUGUACCUCUAUAUUUCCUCCCUUUUCGAAUCUUAUAUUGCCGGCGAUAUCUGAUUUGUUGUCUAUGUAGGGACUCUUGUUGCAUGAAGUGCAAUUUUUUGCCCUGUUUUUGUCGCUGAUAUUUAUUUGUUCUACAUCGCGUAGGUUAAGUUCGUGACUAUUUUUUGCAGCAGUUUAUUUUUUGGUUCUCGUUUGAUUUUUGAAGAUUGGUACCCUGUUGGGGUGAGGUAGUUGGCCUUGUGGCCACGGAAGGCGUGCGUUCGUCCGCGUCAAUUGGAUUGGUACCUACGGGUGGUGCUGGGAGGAGACCGGGACAGUUUGGAGUGUGACGGCAACAACGUUGGUAACGAACACAGCAGUGGUAGGCGUUCCGAAAAGGGAGGAAAAGGGUGAGUGUAUGUACGUACGCACAUGCAUGCAUGUGAUGACUCAUCUGGUCUGCCGUAGAAUAUAUUUAGUGGUGAUACAGCAGUGGCGAUCACGGAGCCGAUCUACGUUUAAGCGUUUGAUGUUCGUUGAAAAGCAUGGGAGAUGGGGGGCGGGUUCGCUGAUCGAGGGAAAAGAGGCGAUGGUUGGGUGGAAAAGGUUACAAAAAUGAUAGUGGUCCGGGGACACAAACUAUGUGCCUACAGCAAAAAAGAAACGAACGACCGACAGAUCGAAAGCUGGGAGUGACGCCCAGCGGGUAUAGUUUGUUGUGAGGAGGCCAAGAGACAGCAUACGUAGAUGAUGCACCCACAAGGGCGUGAAUUAACGCUUCAGGCAUGGGCGUGCCGACAGAGCAAGCAACAACGUGGGUAGGGUGUCGUUUCACCCGUCGAAAAGCUUUCUUGCGUAGCGUUUAAUACGCGUACUGGAGGCGCUUAGUUGUUCUGUUCCAAACGUUCUUGUUCCACCACGUAUUUUAUUGCGGGCGGGGCGGGAAAGAGUUUCUUUAUCAAAACCACCGUCCGUGUCGCGUCCGAUCGCAAACCGGGCGCGGGGAAAAUUAGUUAUGCGACUGCAGUGCUACCACCGUAGCCAGUCCCCGAGAUUGUGCACACUGCACUUCUGUCGUGGUUGUUUCAGGGCUCCGCGUAUGCUGGAACCAGCGGCCCUUCAGAGUUCAUCAGGACAACAAGUUUGGAUCACCCACGGCGUCGUCAUGUCUUGUUGAGAGAAGCGAGAGCAAUGUCCAGCCCAAGCCGAAGUAAUCGCCCCCACGAAAGACCGCGGCGGUUGGUUCACAUUUCGCUCUUCUUUCGUCCGCUCAAACCCAACCAUGACCGACGGGAAACCAUCGCUUUAACUCCUGAGCUAGGCCCUCUGAUGAAUUUCCGUACUCUUACCAUCCAUUGCAUCCCUGCCCUUACGAGUAUCUUGACAAAAACUAAACGAGACCACGCACAACAUUUCUAUCAUCGGCGGUAGUGGCCGACAAACUUCUACUUGAGCACGUACCGCGUAGCUCCAUACACGAACCCAACCCACAUUACGGUGCGCUUCCGACACUGUCCCUGGGUGCCUCUGCCUAACGUGCGCAGGUUCAUCUUCCGAACCAAUCUUUCCUUUUCAACGUAUAGAUAUCAGCGGCCCACGCCUGCCGCUACACUGAGCGUUCCCUAAGUGGAAAGCGCUACGAAAACGAAGCCGAAGAUAGGAUAACGGUAAUACUCACGUACGUACGGUAUCAAAACGAGACGCUUCAUUCAGUAACUGGUUCGUUCGGAUUCUUCCUUCCGAACGUGGACAAUCAACCGCACCCCACACAUCGAGCUCGUGGUCACUCACUCUCGCUACUGAUGUUCCUACCCUGUGGAAAAUGAUGGAACGAAAUCAUCGGGAAACGAACAACCACUUGGUUUGAUCAUUCCGAACGUGAACAAUCGCGCCCACUACUCACCAUAAACAACAUGCUUCAGAGGUACAAACAACCGUAGACUCCACGAAACACGAGAGCGAACAAGGUGGCAAAAAAAGAUCGCCGCGAUACCGUAUUUUUCAAUCCAUCCCCAUCCCCCGCCACUCUUUUUGCAUGUUCACGCAGUCCGCCGCCGUCGAUGCUGUCGCCAGACAGAUGAAAAAUCAAUGUACACGUGAAAAAAACGAAAACAGGCCGAAAAUAAUUUUUGCCUGCACCAAUACAACCAAUUACUCACAACGAGGGGGGACGGUGGCGUGGGAAGUGGAACGACAACGGCGCAUUCCACAUCGAGUCGACACCUAACCCCCCCCCCCCCCCCCCCCCCCCCCCCCCCCCCCCCCCCCCCCCCCCCCCCCCCCCCCCCCCCCCCCCCCCCCCCCCCCCCCCCCCCCCCCCCCCCCCCCCCCCCCCCCCCCCCCCCCCCCCCCCCCCCCCCCCCCCCCCCCCCCCCCCCCCCCCCCCCCCCCCCCCCCCCCCCCCCCCCCCCCCCCCCCCCCCCCCCCCCCCCCCCCCCCCCCCCCCCCCCCCCCCCCCCCCCCCCCCCCCCCCCCCCCCCCCCCCCCCCCCCCCCCCCCCCCCCCCCCCCCCCCCCCCCCCCCCCCCCCCCCCCCCCCCCCCCCCCCCCCCCCCCCACCGCCUCAACACUAAACACUCGAAGACUUGCAGUAAAGUUACACGACUUUCUGGUCGCGAUAUCGUGGCGAUCGACCUCCAGAGUACAUGUAUGUGUAGACUAGUCUAUGUGUGAAAAAACCAAGUCUUUCCAUAGGUUCCUUAAAUUUUCAAGAAACGCUCUUUGUGGGCCGCUUCCAGAAACAAAAAAACUUGAGCGAUUGGUUACGCUUGUUUAACGGUCGCCCAUGAUGUUCAUUCCCACCUCGCCGAAGUAAACAGGCUCGUCGCCCUUCUUGAGGGCCACUUCCUUCGCAUUCUGCAACAAAA
Molecule: messenger RNA, 10481 nt
Organism: Ectocarpus sp. CCAP 1310/34
Lineage: Eukaryota; Phaeophyceae; Ectocarpales; Ectocarpaceae
Source: the annotation of a GenBank genome assembly